Colletotrichum scovillei is the source of this 1289-nucleotide messenger RNA. RefSeq lists its product as uncharacterized. The transcript has 3 exons. Gene Ontology annotation, molecular function: sequence-specific DNA binding; zinc ion binding. NCBI's taxonomy places the organism in Eukaryota, Fungi, Ascomycota, Sordariomycetes, Glomerellales, Glomerellaceae. The record is from RefSeq and is a predicted model, not a curated record. Gene Ontology annotation, biological process: regulation of DNA-templated transcription. Bases 196 to 843 code for a protein of 215 amino acids.
CACGAUUCUCGAUCUCUACACCAUUCUGCCUCCUCCACCCAUCGACGUCAUCAACAGACUUUCUUCCCAUUCCCAAAACUGGCAGCAGCCCCGCUCUUACGUUCACGACAAUUGGUCCGUCCGAUUUCUUGACGGAUUCCAGUCCGUUUCCCAAAUCGGCCGAGUCCGUUCCAAAAUCCAUCUUCCAAAGAGUCAAUGGCCCGGACCCCGGCAGAUCUUGUCACGCCCGUGCCGGCCCUGAUUUGGCGACGCCGUCCCAGCAAGAAUGAGUGCAGCAACGCCAACGAACCACUAGCGCCCAUGUCCCUGAACCAUCUCAAGGCCAGCGAAAUCAUUCAGAGAGUCCAUGGCGAUGCAAACAACCUGCUUCGCAAUAUUCAAGGCUUGCUCCGAUACAGCAGAGCACCUGCGCUUGAGGGCGGCCGCCUGGUGACCGGAGUCCUACUUGGCAACCCAAAGCUCCUACACGCGCAGAAGAUUUCCCAGCACAUUACCGGAGACAUGGCGGAGUUGGUGGCCAUCUCUCAGAAGUCAAAGGAGACGACCCUGCGAACGAGACGCCCCAGCCACUUGCGCAAGGUCCGCCGCAAACAACAUGGGCAAGCCGAGCACGCUGCUGAUGCUGCCGGGAACCAUCACUCACAUGCAUUACAGAACAUGUCCGAUCCCUCCGUCUGCCAUAACUGCCACACCACCUGUACACCACAGUGGCGUAGCGGACCCGCGGGGCCGCGCACCCUCUGCAAUGUCUGCGGCCUGAUUCAUGCCAUGAGGCAGCGGAAGCAAGGGCUCAGGCACAGCAACCGUGUCUCGGCGUCUUCCUCAAUGUCGUUCUCUUCUUGAGCCUGUGCCGGGUCUAUUUUACCGCUUUUCAUCACUUGUUUGCCAUGAUUGUUGCGAUUAUAGUACGGAUAUCCUCUGUUGCGCUCACGAAUACCUUAUGAUACCACUUUUGUUCCAAUCGGAUUGGCGUUCAUCGAUGCUUGCUAGAGUUAUGGGACUGCACAACUGGAAGUUUGGAUCAAUGGGUUUUUGGGUGGCCGAGGGUUAGGGGACCUUGGGUGUCUGGGCUUUGGCUGGGGAGUCUGGGAUUGGAGUUUGGUUGUGUGUCCUUCUGUACCCUUCCUAGUCAUAAGAUUUACUUAGCGGACGGGGGUCCGUCGGCGCGAAAACGUUACUCUCACGGUUGUUCCCAGACAGGUUGCCGGUGUGAUGGGAUUUCAACGCUAAUUGAGGCUUGCCCAGCGUGCGUGAUUUCGUGAUGGAGUAGAGUGAUAGGUAUACUGGCC